UUACAGAUGCCGCCAUCAUCUGGGAAUGAAACGCUAUCAGAAACUGCAGCGACUCAGCUCCUCGAUUUUUCCCAGAGACUUGACAUCGCUCUCCUCGAUCGGGUAGUUAAUUGCAUGUACCGCGACAGUGGUCAACAGCAAAAACUUGCUGAAAAGAUAUUAAAUACCCUCAAGGAGCAUCCAGAUGCAUGGACUCGAGUCGAUUCCAUUUUAGAAUAUAGUACAAAUCAGGAGACUAAAUAUUUUGCCCUCCAGAUAUUAGAGGCCCUUAUCAAAACAAGAUGGAAAGUCCUCGCUCGUCCACAAUGCGAAGGCAUCAAGAAGUACAUCGUUGGCCUUAUAAUACACACUUCAUCUAAUGCCGAUUUGAUGGAGAGUGAAAAGACCUAUAUUGGCAAGCUGAAUAUGAUCUUAGUCGAGAUUCUAAAACACGAGUGGCCUAAUAACUGGCCAUCUUUCAUCACUGAUAUUGUCGGUGCUAGCAAGACGAACGAAGCCUUAUGUCAAAAUAAUAUGGUAAUCCUGCGAUUGUUAAGCGAGGAAGUUUUUGACUUUUCCCUUGGACAAAUGACUCAGAAUAAGGCGAAGCACUUGAAAGACUCUAUGUGCCAGGAAUUUGGCCUAAUAUUUCAACUAUGUCUGUUCGUCCUCGAAAAUUCUCAAAAUGCUCCACUUGUCGCAGCCACCCUGGAAACCCUGCUUAGGUUUAUGCAUUGGAUUCCUCUCGGCUAUAUAUUUGAGACUAACCUUAUCAGCACACUAGUUCAAACAUUCUUGAGUGUUCCACUUUUUCGCAAUGUCACACUCAAAUGCCUUUCAGAAAUCGCUGGUAUUAUGUCCGAUGACUACAGCGCUAAAAUCAUAGAAUUAUUCGUUACAACGACUCAAAAGUUGCUUGAGAUGUUACCUCUUACAACGCGCAUAGACAAAUCGUACGAGCAGGGAACAGUGGAUGAGCAAAAUUUUAUACAAAAUCUAGCAAUUUUUUAUUGCACCAUAUUGAGGAACCACAGUGCGGUGCUUGAGAAAGGUGAAGAACAAAGUUCAGCACUUUGCGACGCAUAUCAAUAUUUGCUUUUAAUAUCAGAGGUCCCUGAGCGUGAGAUUUUUAAGAUAUGCUUGGAAUACUGGAAUAUGUUUGUUGCUGAGCUCUAUAGGCAAAGUUCAUUUCAUAUGGUUCCUUUUUCAUCUCAAGACCAGGAUGGUCGACCAAAACGCUUUGAUUCAGUUUGUUACAAGCUCAGAAGGAUUAUUAUUUCCCGAAUGGCGAGACCUGAAGAGGUUUUGGUAGUAGAAAACGAGCAUAAUGAGGUUGUCCGUGAAUUCAUGAAGGAUACUGAUAGUCUUAACUUGUACAAAAAUAUGAGGGAAACGCUCGUCUACCUUACUCAUCUUGAUUACGCCGAUACACGGAAGGUAAUGAUUGAGAAGCUCCAAUGUCAAGUUGACGGAUCGGAAUGGUCUUGGCAUAACUUGAAUACCAUAUGUUGGGCUAUCGGCAGCAUCUCAGGCGCAAUGCAAGAGGAUGAUGAGAGAAGCUUUUUGGUUGUCGUUAUUCGUGAUCUUCUUGGUCUGUGUGAACUGAAGAGAGGUAAAGAUAACAAGGCUAUUGUUGCCAGCAAUAUAAUGUAUGUUGUUGGCCAAUAUCCUCGCUUUCUUCGUGCUCAUUGGCGAUUUUUGAAAACUGUCAUCACCAAGCUCUUUGAAUUCAUGCACGAAACUCAUGAAGGUGUCCAAGAUAUGGCGUGUGAUACUUUUAUCAAAAUAGCACAAAAAUGUCGGCGGCAACUUGUGACUGUACAGUAUAGUGAAGUAUUUGGGUUCAUCGAGGAAAUUCUUCGUGAUAUUGACAUGAUUAUAAGCGAUCUUCAGCCUCAACAGAUUCACACAUUCUUCGAAGCAGUUGGUCUAAUAAUCAGCGCUCAAACAGAUCCAGAGGUUCAAGCUAAGGAAAUUGAGCAGCUGUUUAUGCUUCUUAACCAGAUAUGGGAUAGCAUCUUAUCACGUGCCGCCUCAGACAUGGACUCUCUUAAGGAUAUUGAAGUUGUUAAACAGCUUUGCAGCAUCCUUAAGACGAAUUAUAGCGCCUGUAAAUCUCUUGGACAGCCUUACCUAGUACAGGUAGGUGGAUGA
Messenger RNA from Protopolystoma xenopodis, 2133 nucleotides. The record is from the annotation of a GenBank genome assembly. NCBI's taxonomy places the organism in Eukaryota, Metazoa, Platyhelminthes, Monogenea, Polystomatidea, Polystomatidae.